AUGGAUAGGUGGUGGGAACCACCUCCUGAACCGCAGGAUGCUCCCAACGGCGCCCACCUCUUCGUUUGUCAGCACGGCCUGUGGGGCAGCCCCGAGGACGUGUCCUUCCUGGAGCAGUACCUGCAACACAAUGGCUGGUUGACUCUCAACGCGAGGAGCAACUCGGCGAGGUGCACUUUCGACGGAGCCGAUGUAUGCGGGGACCGCCUGGCUGCUGAGGUGGUGUCCCACGUGCAACGGCUGGCGGCUGGAGGAAUCCGGGUGACCCACAUCAGUUUCGCAGCUUACUCAUUUGGCGGUCUCAUCGCACGCUACGCCGUGGGCAAGCUGCUGGCUAGUGGCUUCUUCUCUGCGAUAGCUCCAGUCAACUUCCUUACCAUCGCCACACCACACCUGGGUUGUUGGGAGCACCCAAGCAGUAUGUCGCAGCUGGCCUACAACAGCAUCCUUCCCUGGACUCUCAGUCGGACUGGCCGCCAACUUCUGCUAGCGGAUCGCUGGCUGGAGCCCGAGGGUCUGCCCCUGCUUGCCGCCAUGGCCCGCCCCGACUGCGCCUUCCAUGCUGCGCUAGCCGCCUUUAGCAAGCGCGUACUACUAGCCGACAUUCGCAGCGACCGUACCGUGCCGUACACAACCGCUGCCAUCACGGCCGUCAACCCGUACUUUCCCGGCGGCGCGGCAGCAGCGCCUUCCGCGCUCUCGCCGCAUCGCACGGGGGACGGUGGAGACCGCGGCAGCGGCGGCUGGCCAGGAUGCGGUCGCUGCAGAUGCAAGAAUGUUCAGGGUCCCACAUUUUCGUCGGCAGUUCCAUCGUUAGUGGAGGUGGAAGGCCAUGAAGGAAUGGAAGGGGAGGAGGACGAAGGCGGAGGCACAGAUUCGGACGCUUUUGAUGGCUUGGGCUUGGACUUGGACGAUGGAGACACCGACGGGGACGGUGUGGGCGCAGGCGCUGGCGGUUUGCUAAGGGGCUGGAGCAGCAGCCUGCCAGGAUUCACCUCAGUGCUGCGUUUCGGAUUGGGCAUGGCGGCGCUGCUGUUCCGUAGCGGCGGCGGCGCUGGUGCUGGUGCGCGCGCCCGUGCCCGCAGGCACGGCCUGGGCGAGGGCUGCUGUUCCGGGAAAGGAUGCUGUGUGGCUGGCGUGCGGCGCGGCUGCUGCUACGGGGACGCCGCCGUUGCCACCUACGGUGCCGCCGCCAGCGCCGUCGGCCAACCCACGGCAGCUAUUAUUCCGCUUCCUAUCAGCUCCGCAUAUCCGUGCAUCGUGACGCCAUACCCCGCGCCAGCUGGGCCUCCCGCUGCAUCCGGCGGCGCCGCAGCCGGGCAGGCUGCUUGUCCCUUACCGUACUGCUGUGGCCGCCGGCUGCCUUCAGCAGUGACCGCGGCUGAGGCAGUAGGGACAUCAUCGGGCAUGCAUCGCUCUGCCAGCUCGCCGUUGCCGAAAGUGCGCCACGCCACCGGCAGCGCGUACGGCUGCGACGGCAGCAGCAGCUGCAGGGGUGGCGGCAGUUGCAGUGCCCAGCGUCAGGCCUCUCACAUGGCCGCUGCCAGUGCAGGGUCUACGCGAAGGGUGCCAGCUAUGGGAGUUAGGAAUGGGCCCCAGUCGCGUAAGAGUUGGUGGGCAGCGACAUUAUAUUCCUCCUUUACACACGGAAACAACAGCCUCGGAGGUAUGGGUGGCGGCAUCGCUGACAGUACGGUGUCCAAUGACGGUUGUGGCGCCACUUCACUCCUCCGAAGCCACACACGGCGCAGCCACUUGUACGACAACCAGUUUGGUGCACCGUUGCCAUCUGUGACCUUACCGUCGCUACGCUAUAGCCGGUCAUCCUCCGCUGCGAUCCAGACGACGACCGCUGCGCGCAAUGGCGGCCUUGGCAACUGGUUUGGCGGCGGCGACGACGGCAGCGACAGUAGCCAGGACGAUAGGCUGGCUAGCCGCGUCCGGUUGGGCUUGUUUGUGGCGCUACUGCCAGUGUUGCUGUCCCUGUGGCUGUGCAUGGUGGCGUGGCUUGCGGCGAUAUGGAUACAUCAUUACGCCGUGCUGCUUACGGUGAGACCGGACCGUAGCUGGGACGUGAGGGUGAGGCGCUCUGCCGCCGCGGUAACCCCGGAGGCAGCGGAAGCAACACCAGAUGGGAGGCAGGGCGGCGACAGCGGCACAGCGACGCCACCGGCGCCGCCGGCAGUAGCGGCCAUGCCCAGCAGCUUUUGUGUCGAGGAUGGCAGCGGUGACGGCAACACGGGCGUCGGCGUCAGUGGAUCAUCAUGUGGUGGCGGAGAGCUAACCGUGCCGACUGAGCUGCUCGUGAGCCUAACGGAGGCAGCGCCGCCAUUGCCAUUGCCAGCAUCGCCGCUGUCGCUGUCGCCCCAGCAGCAAAGGUUGCCAUGCCGACCUGAAGGGGCUCAGCCCUUUCCAGAGGCAUCCACUACGGCCACCACGAUUGCGUCGAUGGCAAGCUUGCUCCGGCAAGCCGAAGGAGCGUUAGGUGAGGAGGAUGGAUGCAGAAGCCUGCAGCCAGAAACAAUGUUGCCAUCGGGUUCGCCGUCUGUCUCUCGGUUGGUGUACAGCCUGGAAGUAGACCGCGCUUCUGAGAGCUGCUCUUCGUUCUCCGCUGCAAGCGCGUCUCAUUCAGGUUGUUCGUCCCGGACGCAGCCAGGUACGGCCGUCAUACGGGACGAUAAGGCCCCAUCUAUAGAAAUAACUGAGAACGAUCCGGUAAAGCGUUCAGUCAUCGCUUGUGGGGAUCAGACCUUUCAGGUUUCGGAGCUGGUAGCUACGGGAGAGUUGGUCCACCUUUCGGAGCCGGCAGCUGCUGGCGACCCGAUGACUCACGAGACAAGUUCCUCUGCUUCGAAACGGACGGAGGAUGCCGGUUUGGGGACGCCGGAGGGGGGGCCGGCUGCAGUAAUCGCAGACUCGGCACAGCUGAUGCCUGCACCGAUAGCAGCAGCGACCUUUCAAGGCGGGAUCGUGACCACAGCGUGCAUGAUAACUGGUUCCGGAGCGCCAAUGGCAACAAAGUCAAUAACAGCAGUUGCGGCGGCAAUGGCGACGGCAGCACCUGUAGUAAAAGCGGCAACAGACUGCGGGGAAACGAGUGCAGACGUGAGAGUUUUGGUCCGGUCCAUCGUCACGUCGGUGGUACAACGGUAUGACGGCUGCAACGUUCCAUUGGCGGAGGCGCAGGUGCAGCUUCUCGGAGAGGAGACCAACGCUGCGGCCUGGCAUCUAGACGGGACACCGACGCCGGAAGCUGGGGAAGCGGCGGCCAAGGCGUCGUCAGAUGCGGUUGCAGGGCAGGGUGUCAUCAGUUACAUGGUGCGCUCGAUCUUCCAGGCAAUUGUGUCGCGUCAGGAUGUCGCUGGCGCCGCCGGUACGGGCACCUCAGGCACUGACUCUGCUAUUGCCGACAUCAGCUACACCGCGGCCGCUUGCAGCGAAACGACAAUGGCGACGCAACACGCUGCGAUGCGUGGCGGCAGCGCCAGUGACAGCGCUGUCAUCGUCGCCUGCAACGGCGAUGGCGCCCGCAGCGGCUUUGUGGUUUCGCUACCGAAUGAAUUGAGCAAUGCUGCCGCCGCUGGUACUGCUGCUGCUCAUGCAAAUCGUCAGCCCAUGCCGCUGUUGCCUCACCACCGUCAUCAUCAUCAGCAACGACAGGGACCGCAAGAGCAAGAAGAGACGCAGCAAGAAGCAGCUCAGCAGCACCAGCAGACAGCGGAGCCUCGGCAUGCGGAGCAAGCAGAGCAGAUUGGGUCGGAGGUUCUGACAGCGGUUAAACGUGCGGCCGCGGUGCCAGCACCUGCACUAAGACCACAGAACGGGGACCGUGCUUCUUGCCGCGGUCUUGAUGAGCCGCGAGGAGCCGAGGAAAAAGCGAAGAUUCAACCGUUGCACCGCGAGGUUGCGGAACGCAGCCCCUCGUCGCGGUCCCACGACCCCGCGGCAUUGCUGUCCGAAAUGAUUGCCAAUCUGAAUCAGCUGGAGUGGCACAAGGUAGACGUGGACACACGCCAUUAUCAUGCCCACGCGGCCAUAGUAAUUCGCAGCAGCCGCCGUUUCCGGACCCACAUGCACAUCAUUGACUAUGCAGUAAGACAACUCCGACUAUAA
Molecule: messenger RNA, 4113 nt
Organism: Volvox carteri f. nagariensis
Lineage: Eukaryota; Viridiplantae; Chlorophyta; Chlorophyceae; Chlamydomonadales; Volvocaceae
Exons: 7
Coding region: 1-4113 (1370 amino acids)
Source: RefSeq, a predicted model, not a curated record